GUUCCCUUUACUGUUAAAAGUUGCCUUGACUGCGUAAUGGCGAAGUCAAAGAACCACACCAGUCAUAAUCAGAAUAGAAAAGACCAUCGUAAUGGUAUCAAGAGGCCAAUGAAGCAUCGUUUCUUAUCGUUGAAGGGCGUCGACAAAAAGUUCUUGAAGAACCUGCGAUUCGCCAAGAAGCACAACAAAAGACACCAACAACAUAAGAAGAACGAAUCAAGUGCUUGAAGAAAGAUCCGGCCUAUGAGCGUGUCACAAAUUGAUAGCAGAAUGCAUCUGAUAUAAAAUUUGUUGUGUGAUUGAAUAAUUACAUACAAUUGUUGUUAUUGUUUGUUUCAGUGUUCAUUUUGCAUGUGUGUGAAAUGUUUUCAUAUAUUUGGUAAUUCAUGCAUAUGC
Molecule: messenger RNA, 396 nt
Organism: Anisakis simplex (herring worm)
Lineage: Eukaryota; Metazoa; Nematoda; Chromadorea; Rhabditida; Anisakidae
Source: the annotation of a GenBank genome assembly